CAGAGAUGUCCGGGACACUAGAGAGCCAGUCUCACGAUGCUCCACAUGAAUCACUUUCAGAGACCGACGGUCCGAUCACUUCAUAUAUGUCUUCGGCUCUUUCUUCUGUAAACGAUCUGAGGACCCAAAUGCAAUCUCUGGCACGAAUUAUCCAAUCCAACGAUGUGCAUAAUGCAAACGCCAUCCCUUCUGACCCUUGUAUCUCACUGGCUCAAGCUAAUUGUCAAGCAAAUCUUCUUGAUGAAGACACUCCACGCAAUCGCAUUUCACCUGUUUGUCUUGAUAAUUCUAUCCCGAAUACCUCCGUUCCGACGUCACCACUACAUGGGAUACUGGGAUUAAAUGAACAUGUUAAAAGACAGGUUGAUGACGUUGUUGCCCUUCUUCUCAGUACUCGCCGUCAGUUAUUUGCAACCCUUCAAGAUGUUCAAGCGACCAUGACAGAGCUUGAGCUGUCAAACAGGGAGUAUUUAGAAUUGGAAUGUGAUUUACUGAGGCAGUCCAGUGUCCCGUCCACCAACCGACCUAUAUUAGAUCAAACUGCUGUGUUUGAAUUACUCGAGCGCCAGACAACGUUGUCCAGCGAAGAAUUAGAACGAAUUAAGAUGGAGUUUGAAAACAAAUUACAGCGGUCUACAGCUGCUGUCGUCACGUUGGAGCAACAGCUGUCCGAAUGCAGAGAUUCUACUUCCAAGCUGGAAUUACAACUGAACGAAUCUCGCGCUGCUGUCGUCACGUUGGAGCAACAGCUGUCCGAAUGCAGAGCUUCGAAACAACAAGUCGAACACGAUUUGGAUUCAUCCAAUGCGUUCGCCGCGAGUUUGGAGCGUGAAUUGGCUACUGUCCGUUCCGAUUGCGACCGUCUGAGGCAGGAGUUGCAACAAUCGAAUGAUCGUCGGACGAAAUUGCACGAAGAGUUGCAGAUCGUGAAGACUUCGAAGCAACAGGUUGAGCACGAUUUGGAUUCAUUCAAUGAGACACUUCAACAAGUUGUCAAUCGUUACAUUCCAUCUAAAGCGUUUCCCUUGGUUCAACAGCCUCUCACCCGGAUCCACCACACUUUGGACACAUUGGUCAAGCUUUGCCCGUGGUUGUUCUCCGUUGUGAUGGACGAAAACACCGCACCAGAUACUGUUCUUCCUAAUCCGGUUUCCUUAAUGCUGAAGCAAAGUAUGAUCGUGGAUAAACUCACUCUGGAACGGAAUGCUGCCGAAGACAAAGCUCAUCGCGCCUGUGAAGAGGUUGCCGAGCAACGGAAAUUCAUCAGUGUUCUUGAGGAGCGAUUGAAGCAAUAUGAGCAGCAAUCGGUGUCGGAUCAAGCUCAAAUACAAAAACAGCUUCAGAAGCUCAGUCGAUAUCGAAAGUUCAUGAGCCAGUUCUUGGACCCGGAUGUGGCCGCUUCCGUGGCUGCUAAUGUGGCCGCUCACUAUAACAACCAGAGCAAGGGCUCACAUGUCGACGAGGCGUUUGAGUCCAACGCAUCUACAGCCGGCGAUCGGAGUAUGCCUGUCUCGACGUCUUUCAGUGUUGAACAUAACCAACCGUCUCAGACUAUGGCUAUAACUCCGGAACCUGUGCGUCAAGUUGCCGUAAAUUCCGCCUCUUCCGAUACGCGGGCAUUGAUAUCGCCUGGCGCAGUCCUCUCUCGUGUUGGAUCCGCCGUCACAGCAAUCGCAGCAGCGAUCACUUCCCCCCGCAGAUUAUCAGCCGCUUCAUAUGUGUCGGCGACCACUUCAUCUUCUGCAAAUGACGCAAAGGCACCUCUUCUUCCAACUGCUUCUGACAGUUUGACCAAAAAGGGCACAAGGAAUAUCAGCCACGUCGGUGAUAAUUUGAUGGACGUUCCGAAGGACAUUCCCGCCCACGUUUGUCCCCCGUUCGUGCAACCAUCUUUGAAACGAAAGCCGCUUAGUGAGUUGCCUUUACCUAUAAUCGAGGAUACCGUGCGCGAAUCGAAAGUCGUAGCUUCACAGAGUUCGGAAUGGAAACCUACUGCAAAGUUUCCCACGUUACCUGGACCGUGUCAGAAAGCCGUUGGGAAACAAACCGAUAUGGAGGUUGCGUCGUUUCUUCACCUUGAUCCUCUGGCGGAAUCCACUUCCGGUCCAUUCCGAGCUCCACAUGAGCCAGCCAAACGCCCUCGGUGUGAACAACCUACCCCAGUUACUAAAAUGGAAACAAUCCCUCCGACGUAUGCAGCGAAGGAACUAUUCGCAAAACCCUCCACCCAAUCCACCCAAUUUCGUCCUGCAACUUCCCGUGUACAGCAAAAACAUCCGCAGACGGACACGGAUGAAUGUACAGUGUCUUGA
Dicrocoelium dendriticum is the source of this 2312-nucleotide messenger RNA. Lineage: Eukaryota; Metazoa; Platyhelminthes; Trematoda; Plagiorchiida; Dicrocoeliidae. The record is from the annotation of a GenBank genome assembly.